CAUUUGAUGUGUGGCUGAAUAUGGAGAUGGAAAGAGAGAUAGAGUGAUAGAGAGAGAGAGAAAGAGAGAGAGCGAGAGCGAGAGAGAGAGAGAGAGUGUUCAGAGAUGAGGGAAUAGUACAGCAUUACUGAGAGACAUAGUAGUCCUUUUACUACUGUCUCUGUGGAUAUCAGCUGGACUUGGUGAGUUAUGAAGCUUAGACCAUUCCUAACCAUGGUCGCUAAACUGCCUAUUUUCAGUUAUUGUAAUUGUUAUAUAGUAGCUCUUUCAUUCAUUUCAAAUGUCUUUGUCAUCUCACAUGAUGAUUGACUGAUAUGUGUAUCUUAUUAUGAAACAAAAUAAUUGGUUCGCUAUAACUUUUGAUAUAUUCUGGGCAAUCUUGGAAUCAUUUGUAUCUUAAUUCUGUUCCACCUCAAGGCAAAUUAAAGCAGAAGAAAUGUGUCAACACAAGUAAAACACCAUGGAGAAUACUAAUGACACUUUUCAAGAUGUCAUCAAUUUCACACAGAAUGAAGUUCUGAUUAAUAUGCCACAGAACUCUAUGGAAGUACAAGUUAUAACAAUUGUUCUCGCACUUAUAAUAUGCGGAGUUGGGAUAGCGGGUAAUAUAAUGGUGGUGUUGGUUGUGCUGCGUACCAAGCACAUGAUGACCCCUACUAACUGUUAUCUUGUCAGUCUGGCUAUUGCGGACCUCAUUGUCCUUUUAGCGGCAGGUUUACCAAAUAUUUCUGAAGUAGUCGACUCUUGGAUAUACGGCUAUGCUGGGUGCCUUUGCAUCACAUACCUGCAAUACCUGGGUAUCAAUGUAUCAUCCUGCUCCAUCACAGCCUUCACCAUUGAGCGCUACAUUGCUAUCUGCCACUCCAUCAAGGCACAAUUUAUUUGCACUGUGUCUCGGGCGAAGAGGAUAAUUUCUUUUGUGUGGAUUUUCACCUCGCUUUACUGCACGAUGUGGUUAUUUUUAGUGGACACGAACGAAACUGUCUACGCCAAUGGGGUGUUGGUCAGCUGUGGCUACCGUGUCUCAAGAAACCUCUACAUGCCAAUUUACUUUCUAGACUUAUCUUUGUUUUAUGUCCUCCCUCUGAUUGUGGCUGUUGCGCUGUACGGUCUCAUCGCAAGGAUUUUAUUCAUGAGCCCCUUGCCAACCAAUCUCAACGGCAAUAGUGAAGGUUCUAUACACCAGGGACGCUCCAGCAGCACAGUCGAGGUGUUGGGCAAAUCAAACAAGGGUGCAGUGACGUCAAGAAAACAGGUUACUAAGAUGCUUGCAGUGGUGGUGAUUAUUUUCGCCCUGCUCUGGAUGCCAUACCGGACGCUGGUGGUGGUAAACUCUUUCAUGGACCCACCCUACCUAAACACAUGGUUCCUGCUCUUCUGCCGCUUAUGCAUCUACACCAACAGUGCCAUCAACCCUAUCAUCUACAACCUGAUGUCUCAGAAGUUCCGGGCCUCCUUCAAAAAGCUUUGCAAGGGCAACGGACUAGACCCAGAGAAGGUUACCAAGUACAAUGUGCCAGUGUAUUACAGUGUCAUGAAGGACUCUUCCCAUGAGAGCCCUGAGCAGACAGAGCAGGAGGAUGUCAGCAGCUAUGGGAACACUGGUGGUAAGAGGGUCAACCUCACAGAUAAGUGUGGGAACACCGGUACUAUGUUCAGCGUUGCCUGAUAGACGGACAAAAUAGAAAUAAGUUAUUUGUGUAAAGUGAGGUUUUAUAAAGUGAAUGUGACGUAAUUAUUUUUUGCCAUGUGUCAGAAGUCAGUAGGCUACUAGCGUUUUUGUUUUUUUACAUAUACUUUUUUGUAGUUUACUUGUAUUUACUGUUCGAAUAUAUUGUGCAAUCUUAUAGCACAGUCCAAACCUCAGAAUUUCUAAUUAAAAACCCAUUACCUGCUUGUUAAAAGACAUUAAGUCACCCAAACAAUCUAAAAGAUUGGCUGUAGAACUCCUUGAGGGUUCCUUGGAGACUAUCCUGGGUUUAAUCUUUGCGUUUAUCAGAAACACUUUAAUACUACAUUGUUUCAACUAAUUCUUACUCAGUAACAGCUUCCGCAAACAUUUUUUGGGGGUUUACUCAACUUUUCGGUCCAAGUGUUUGUCACGACUUCCGCCGAAGUCGGCCCUUCUCCUUGUUCGGGUGGUGUUCGGCAGUCGACGUCGCCGGCUUUCUAGUCACCACCGAUCCAUUUUUCUGUUUCGUUUUGUUUUGUCUGCAUAAUUACACACCUGGUUUCAAUUCCCCUAUUAUGUUCCCUAUUUAACCCUCUGGCUUUCAUUUCUGUUUUGUCCGUGAUUGUUGGUUACGUUAGUGGUUGUUGUUAUUUCUUAUUAUUCCCUUUGUGGAAUUUUGCUGUGAUUUUUGAGUAAACGUUUUGUGUUUCGCUCAACACCUGUGUCCUGCAUUUGACUCUGCUACUUCGCCGCACACAACCCUGACAGUGUUACCUGAACUACUAUUUAAAAAUGUGUUGGCCCAACUUAGCUCCAACUUGAGAAAACGUAGGCAAAAAUUCUGUCAACUAUAAAUUAUUGUUAGGUCAUCUUACCUAAAAAAAACACUGUGGAACUAGUUGUGACAAACAAACAGAGCUUUUAACGUGCAAUGUUUUCAACUUACAUAUUUUACAUUUUGAUAUACAUGAUUACAUUGUGCAUGUUCAUUUAUGCUGUAAUUUAUAUUCAACAUGGGAUUUGAACUCAUAACAUCUUUCUUCACAGCAUUCUUAUCUUCCUGCUAUGUAGUCACAACCAUGUCUGUGUCAAUGACUGAUUUCACCUCUAUUGCUACACUUUGCAAUUCAAAGUAAAUCUCAAUUCUGUGUACUUUUAAGUACACUCAAGGAAAACUAUUGUAUUUAUCAUAGUGAUUAUGGAGUAACAUUAAAACCUCACCAGCAUAAGACAACUAUACAGAAAAAACUAAAAUUGCUGAAAUAAGUAAAUCAAACCAAUGAUGAGAGAAUAGUCAGAUAAACUGAUCAUUUGCACAGACUUGGUAGUUAGUAUAAGAGGAUGAUCGGAAUGCCAUGAACCAAGAGUUUGCUUGUGUUUUCAAAUCCCAGGUGAGGUCAUGUUGAAUAAGAAUUACUGCAUCAAUGAACAUGCACAAUGACAUCAUGUAUGUCGAGGUGUAUCAAAUAUGUAAGUUGAAAACAUUGUGUGUGUGUGUGUGUGUGUGUGUGUGUGUGUGUGUGUGUGUGUGUGUGUGUGUGUGUGUGUGUAUAUAUAUAAAACUAGUUCCAUAGUCAUUUUUAGGUAAGGCAAUACGGUGCGGUGCGGCGUCUCCUCUAAAUAAAUAGUGGGGGCACACCUUACUGGUAAAAUAUGUGCCUAUCACAAUAAUUAAAACAAAAUGUCAAGAAAACUGUAAGCUAUUACACCAUUAUUUUUCAUUACCACAUGUCAGAGAAAUUAAAAAUGAGCGAAUGGACUUGAAAACUGGUGGUAUAGCAGCCUGCACUCCAAAAUGUGAUGUGAAUAAUGAGCGAAUGGACUUGAUAACUGCUGGUAUAGAAGAAGCCUGCACUCCAAAUUGCGUUGAGUAGAGUGGCCGUAACUGAGACCCGCGCAGACAGCAGUGGACACAUCAAUUCUGGCCUAAUGACAAUCGCCAAAUGUCAUUACACUUUUUGGUGUUUGGUCUCUUUCCAUUCACCACUGUUUGGAGGCUGGAAAUAUGUUGCGAGUGGAUGAACGUGCACUGGUAGCCUAGUAAAGGAGCCCUUUGCAGUGACUGUUUGAGAAUCAGAGGAAAACACUAUGACUGGUUGUGUUAAUGCCACAAUUAAAGGUAAUACAUUUUAAAGUUAAAUGAUACAUCUUUAUUUCUAGGCCCACACAGAGCCUAUUGAAUUAAUAGGGAUUCUACAGUGUCAUCAGAAAGUACGAAUACCCCCUGAUUUAUUCCACAUGUUGUUGUGUUAUAUACAGCCUGAAUUCAAAAUGUAUUAAAUUGUUGAUUUUUUUUUCUCUCACCCAUAUACACAAAUACCCCAUAAUUACAAAGUGAAAACAUGUUUUUAGUGAUUGUUGCACAUUUCUUGAAAAUGAAAUACAGAAAUAUCUAAUUUCAUUAAGCAUUCACACACCUGAGUCAAUACAUGUGAGAAUCACCUUAUGCAGUGAUUACAGCUGUGAGUCUUUCUGGGUAAGUCUCUAAGAGCUUUGCACACCUGGAUUGGACAAUAUUUGCAUAUUAUUCUUAACAUAAUUCUUCAAGCUCUGUCAAGGUGGUUGUUGAUCAUUGCUAGACAGCCAUUUACAAGUCUUGCAAUAUAUUUUCAAUCCGAUUUAAGUCAAAACUGUAACUAGGCUACUCAGGAACAUUCAAUCUCAUCUUGGUAAGCAACUCCAUUUUAUAUUUGGCCUUGGGUUUUAGGUUAUUGUCCUGCUGACAGGUGAGUUUAUCUACCAGUGUCUGUUGGAAAGCAGACUGAACCAGGUUUCCCUCUAGGAUUUUACCUGUGCUUACUGCAGCUCUAUUCCAUUUAUGUUUUAUCCUAAUAAACUCCCUAGUCCUUGUCGAGGACAAGCAUGCCCAUAACAUGAUGCAGCCACCCCGAUGCUUGAAAAUAUGAUGAGUGGUACUCAGUGAUGUGCUGUGUUGGAUUUUCCCCAAACAUAAUGCUUUGUAUUCAGGACAAAAAGUAAAUUUCUUUGCCACAUUUUUUGCAGUAUUACUUUUGUGCCUUAUUGCAAACAGGAUGCAUGUUUGGGAAUAUUUGUUUCUGUACAGUCUUCCUUCUUUUCACUCUGCCAUUUAGGUUAGUAUGGUGGAGUAACUACAAUUUUGUUGAUCCAUCCUCAGUUUUCUCCUAUCACAGCCAUUAAACUCUGUAACUGUUUUAAAGUCACCAUUGGCCUCAUGGUGAAAUCCCUGAGCGUUUUCCUUCAUCCCUGGCAACUGAGUUAGGAAGGACGCCUGUAUCUUUGUAGUGACUGUGUGUUUUGAUACACCAUCCAAAGUGUAAUUAAUAACUUCACCAUGCUCAUUACCCAUCUACCAAUAGGGGCCCAUCUUUGCGAGGCAUUGGAAAACCUCCCUAAUCUUUGUGAUUGAAUCUGUGCUUGAAAUUCACUGCUUGACUGAGGGACCUUACAGAUAGUUGUAUGUGUGGGGUACAGAGAUGAGGGAGUCAUAAAACACAUCAUGUUAAACACUAUUAUUUUACACAGAGUUAGUCCAUGCAAUUUAUUAUGUGACAUGUUAAGCAAAUGUUUUACUCCUGAACUUAUUUAGGCUUGCCAUAACAAAGGGGUUGAAUACUUAUUGACUCAAGACAUUUCAGCUUUUCAUUUUUCAUUAAUUUGUUAACAUUUCUAAAAACAUAUUUCCACUUUGACAUUAUUGGGUAUUGUGUCUAGGCCAGUGAAUAUUUCUGAAGGCACUGUAUAUGUAAUUCUAUGAUUGGGCCCAUCCAUUUAUUUGAUGCGCGCACACAUAGGAGGUCCCGUACCAGGAAGAAAUUAAAUCUACUUACACCCCUGCAUAUGAGACAAGUUGAGCAAACAAAUCAGUAGUAAGAUGACAUAAUUUUGCCUACGUUUUCUCAAGUUGAAGCUAAGUUUGGGCCAACUACUUUUUUGUUGUUCAGGUAACACUUGGAAUAGUUGAGUAAGUUGAGUAACCCCCCAAAAAUGGAACCAGCUACUUAAUAACAAUUGGUUGAAGCAACUAGAUUUUUUUUUCAGUGUAAGAACAGCAGGUAGAUGGCAGGUGGAUGGACUAAUAAUUGCUCAAUUAAGAACUAGGGAGAAACACUAGAGACUGCGGUCUCUGUGUUAUAGACUGCUAUUAUAGAGUAAUUUCUGAAAAGAAUAGACUUGAAUGUCAGAUGACUUAUAUUGUCACAAAACAAUGUAGAUUGUGGGUCCGUUUGAUAUCGGCUUGUUGGCCACUUGACACCACUGAAACUAUUGUGCUCAUCACACUGUACAGUAUCUGUUUUGGUCUGAAUAUGUUGAAGGAUGUAAAUCUAUGUGUACAAUGUGAAAGUGUUUAUGAUGCAAUGUAUUGUAAAUAUACUCCAUAUAACUUUUUAGCAUUUUCAAAUACAGCAUUUUCUCAUACUGUGUGUAACAAUGUAUAGAAAUGUCAUAACAAUCAUAGCUCUUUGGGGACUUGAUUUUUGUGAUUAAUUAUAGUAAUUAACUGAAUUAAAGGUGACCAACCGA
Messenger RNA from Salvelinus fontinalis (brook trout), 6175 nucleotides. Its product is annotated as thyrotropin-releasing hormone receptor-like. Gene Ontology annotation, molecular function: thyrotropin-releasing hormone receptor activity. Gene Ontology annotation, biological process: phospholipase C-activating G protein-coupled receptor signaling pathway. NCBI's taxonomy places the organism in Eukaryota, Metazoa, Chordata, Actinopteri, Salmoniformes, Salmonidae. The record is from RefSeq and is a predicted model, not a curated record. The transcript has 2 exons. The coding region runs from base 461 to 1669 and encodes 402 amino acids. Gene Ontology annotation, cellular component: membrane.